Messenger RNA from Prunus mume (Japanese apricot), 3289 nucleotides. Its product is annotated as linoleate 13S-lipoxygenase 2-1, chloroplastic-like. Gene Ontology annotation, biological process: lipid oxidation. NCBI's taxonomy places the organism in Eukaryota, Viridiplantae, Streptophyta, Magnoliopsida, Rosales, Rosaceae. The record is from RefSeq and is a predicted model, not a curated record. Gene Ontology annotation, molecular function: metal ion binding; oxidoreductase activity, acting on single donors with incorporation of molecular oxygen, incorporation of two atoms of oxygen; protein binding.
AUGUUGAAGCCCCAACUUCACCAAUCUCGGUCUACCCAAACUCUCUUUCUUCACAAACCAUUCAUCCAUGGCAGUCGUAGAAGUACUUCACUUCCUAUCUGGUCAAGGCCCUCACUCCUCAAGAAACACAGAAACGUACGAGUUGGCUUGAUUCCUAGCAACACAAAAGCCGUAAGUACUAGUAGUAGCAGUAGUGAUAGCAGUAGUACUCCUACUACUACCACUAAAACUACUAGUACUACGACUAUGACAACAACUCCUACUACUAUCCAGAGUACUACGCCUACUACUCCUACUACUCCUACUACCACCACCACCACCACUAUUGUGACGACUGAAGUCGUCACCGAGAAGUUCAUUAGUGUUAAGGCCACCAUAACUGUGACGCUUACAGUUGGAGGCUUUCUCUCACACCUUGGUCUAAAACGAGGGCUUGAUGAUAUAACAGACAUGCUUGGUCAAUCGCUCUUAUUGGAGCUUGUUAGCGCUGAGCUUGAUCCCAAAACUGGAUUAGAGAAGAAGGUUGCAGGGUUCGCACACAGGUGCCGCCGAAAGGAAGGUGAGAUAAUAUACGAGACAGACUUCAAAGUUCCAGUCCAUUUUGGGGAGAUGGGUGCUGUUUUGGUAGAGAAUGAACACCACAAGGAGAUGUUUCUCAAGGAUAUUGUCCUCGAUGGCCUCCCCUAUGGCUCUGUACAUCUUAGCUGCAAUUCUUGGGUCCACUCCAAGUAUGACAAUCCUGAGAAGAGGGUCUUCUUCACCAACAAGUCAUACUUGCCAUCUCAAACACCAAAUGGGUUGGUGAGGCUAAGGGAAGAGGAUCUUGUGACUUUGCGUGGCAAUGGCCAAGGAGAGCGGAAGUUCUUUGAGAGGAUAUAUGAUUACGAUGUUUACAACGAUCUUGGGGAGCCUGAUAAGAAUUUAAGACUUCAAAGACCAGUACUUGGUGGCAAAGAAUUCCCUUAUCCCAGACGUUGUAGAACUGGACGACCACAAUGCGAAACAGAUUCCUUAUCCGAGAAAAGGAGCAACAAGUGGUACGUUCCUAGAGAUGAAGCCUUCUCAGAGGUAAAGCAGCUAACAUUUUCAGCAAAGACAGUCUACUCUGUGAUGCACGCAUUGGUACCAUCUCUGGAGACGGCGAUGGCUGACAAUGAUCUUGGAUUCGCAUACUUCACCGCCAUUGACUCACUUUUUAGCGUGGGGAUUAACUUGCCUCCCUUCAAGGAACAAGGGAUUCUCAAAACCCUCCUUCCCAGGCUAGUCAAUGUUAUGGCUUCUGGAGAUGAUGUCUUGCGUUUUGUACCCCCGGAAACUAUGAAUCGGGACAAAUUCUUUUGGUUUAGGGAUGAGGAAUUUGCUAGGCAGACUCUUGCAGGUCUGAAUCCAUACAGCCUCAAGUUGGUGACGGAAUGGCCAUUGAAGAGUGAAUUGGACCCCGAGAUCUAUGGCCCGCCGGAAUCAGCGAUCACGAAGGAAAUAAUUGAGCAAGAGAUUAGAGGCUUCCCAACCAUUCAGGAGGCCAUAAGAGAGAAGAAAUUGUUUAUUUUAGAUUACCAUGAUUUGUUUUUGCCCUAUGUGAGUAAAGUAAGAAAGAUCGAAGGCACCACGCUAUAUGGAUCGAGGACUUUGUUUUUUCUAACCCGGGAAGGAACACUGAGGCCACUGGCUAUUGAGCUCACAAGGCCGCCAAUGGACGGAAAGCCACAGUGGAAGCAAGUUUUCCAGCCAUCUUGGAACGCCACCGGGGUCUGGCUUUGGAGGCUUGCCAAGGCACAUGUCCUUGCCCACGAUUCUGGUUACCAUCAACUCGUUAGUCACUGGCUAAGAACACAUUGCGUCACAGAACCUUAUAUAAUCGCAACGAAUCGACAACUCAGUGUCUUGCACCCAAUCUAUAGAUUGUUACAUCCCCAUUUCAGAUAUACGAUGGAGAUUAAUGCUCUUGCUCGCGAAUCGCUCAUCAAUGCCGGCGGUAUCAUCGAAAGCUCGUUCUCUCCUGGAAAAUACUCCCUUGAGAUUAGCGCAGUUGCCUAUGGCAAGGAGUGGCGGUUCGACCAAGAGGCGCUCCCGGCUGACCUUAUUAGAAGGGGCAUGGCUGUUGAAGACCCAACCGCACCGCAUGGUCUAAAGCUAACAAUUGAAGACUACCCUUUUGCCAAUGAUGGUCUCCUCAUGUGGGAUGCCAUCAAACAAUGGGUCACUGACUAUGUAAACCACUACUACCCAGACUCCAGCGUUGUACAGACUGAUGGAGAACUCCAAGCAUGGUGGACAGAAAUCAAAACAGUAGGCCAUGCAGACAAAAAGGACGAACCAUGGUGGCCAGAACUCAACACCCGUGAAGACCUCAUUGGCAUCAUCACCACAAUGGUGUGGGUCACAUCUGGCCACCAUGCAGCUGUCAACUUUGGGCAAUAUGUCUAUGCGGGUUAUUUCCCUAACAGGCCGACAAUUGCAAGGACCAAUGUGCCCACAGAAGACCCCUCGCCAGAGUUUUGGAAAAACUUCUUGAAAAAGCCUGAAGUUGCACUUUUGCAGUGCUUCCCUUCACAAAUCCAAGCAACAAGAAUCAUGGCUGUUCUGGACAUUUUGUCAAAUCAUUCACCGGAUGAAGAGUACAUUGGAGAGAAGAUGGAGGCGGCAUGGGCUGAGGAACCCGUUAUAAAGGCGGCGUUUGAACGCUUUAAGGGGAGGUUGUUGGUGAUUGAAGGAAUUAUUGAUGAUAGAAAUGCCAACAGUGAGUUGAAAAACAGAAAUGGAGCUGGGGUUGUGCCUUAUGAGCUUUUAAAGCCUUUUUCACAACCUGGGGUCACAGGAAUGGGAGUUCCAUAUAGCAUCUCUAUUUGAAACUGAUAAGUAGUUAGUGUGUCAUCUGCUUCUCAGUUAUUUUUCUUUUUCUUUUCUUUUCUUUCAACAUAUAGUAUUAGGUAAGGCAAGUCCUACCCAUAGUCACGAGUCAUGACAUUUAGGCAUGGUACAUGUUAGAAAUUAAACCAAGCUUAAAUAUUUUAUCUUUUGUGAACUUCAGCCCUGGUUUCGACCAAAGCCCUGGUGUUUUCAGGCUUUUAGGUCAGAUAUAUAAUUGAUCCUUGGGGUUCUUUGAGUGUGUGUAUUUGCUGAUAAAGAGAAAGUAAUAUUUCACAUCUUAUUGUAGUUAUCUCACUCUUGGUUUAUGUGAAACUAUUUUUGUGCUUUGUUUUACCAUACCCUGGGUCCGGGACACGACACUAGCUUUCCCCCACAAACUUGACACAAGCUUUCUCCAUUUUGCAAUGUAGAAAGUGCG